Guyanagaster necrorhizus is the source of this 1637-nucleotide messenger RNA. Its product is annotated as glutamate decarboxylase. The record is from RefSeq and is a predicted model, not a curated record. Gene Ontology annotation, cellular component: cytosol. Lineage: Eukaryota; Fungi; Basidiomycota; Agaricomycetes; Agaricales; Physalacriaceae. Bases 24 to 1637 code for a protein of 537 amino acids. The transcript is spliced from 17 exons. Gene Ontology annotation, molecular function: pyridoxal phosphate binding; glutamate decarboxylase activity. Gene Ontology annotation, biological process: L-glutamate catabolic process.
AUCUCCCUUUCUUUCUUCCCAUCAUGCUCACCAAGCACGUCAACCCGGAGCACCUCGUCCAGCAAUCUCACGAUAAAAAGUCUCAUGUUCAUUCGCUGACACAUACAAAACCAGACCUCGUUCAGCACUCGUACGGCGCGCGAUAUGGUACCAAUCCCAUCCCAAAGUAUCAUCUUGCUUCCAAGGGACUGGAUGCCGAAUCAGCUUAUCAGCUUGUUCAUGAUGAGCUCACGCUAGAUGGAAACCCCGUGUUGAAUUUGGCAUCCUUUGUUUCGACUUGGAUGCCCUCUCCUGCCGACAAGCUCAUCCAAGAGAACAUCAACAAGAAUCUGAUAGACUGCGAUGAAUAUCCCGCAACUCAGCUUCUGCACACCCGAUGCAUUUCCAUACUCGCCAGUCUAUGGCAUGCUCCUUCGGCGAAGCAGGCUAUUGGGACCGCGACAACAGGUUCUUCUGAAGCUAUUCAACUUGGAGGUCUGGCCAUGAAGCGUAUCUGGCAAGCGAAGCGCAGAGCUGCCGGAAAGAGCAUUCAUGAGCCUGGCCCUAACAUCGUCAUGGGGGCCAACGCACAAGUUGCACUUGAAAAGUUCGCUCGUUACUUUGAAGUCGAAUGUCGUCUCGUCCCUGUUUCCGUCGAGAGCAGCUACAGACUUGACCCGAAGGCUGCAAUGCAAUACGUCGACGAGAAUACUAUUGGCGUUUACGUCAUUCUAGGAAGCACCUAUACCGGGCACUAUGAACCCGUCAAAGAAAUGGCAGAUCUUCUAGACAAAUACGAAGCAGAGACUGGGAAUUCCGUUCCCAUUCAUGUUGAUGGGGCGUCUGGCGGAUUCGUUGCACCAUUCGCGACGCCGCAGCUGGUGUGGGACUUCAGAAUUCCCCGAGUUGUGUCUAUCAACACCUCCGGUCACAAGUUUGGCCGUGUCUACUGCGGAGUUGGGUUUGUUGUAUGGCGAGACAAGGCCCAUCUGCCUAAAGAUCUCAUCUUUGAGCUUCACUACCUGGGAUCGGUCGAAUACUCCUUCUCCCUUAACUUUUCCCGCCCGGCUGCACAUAUCAUUGCGCAGUACUUCAAUUUCAUUCAUCUCGGAUUUGAAGGCUACAGAACCAUCGCACUGAACGACCUGGAAAAUGCUCGACUUCUCAGUCGAGCAUUGGAGAAUAGCGGGUACUACACUGUCCUGAGUGAUAUCCACAGGAUCGCUCCUAAUGUACAGACCACUGGAAAGCACGCUGUCGGCACCGAUAGCAAAGUAGAGAAUUACAUCCCAGGACUUCCUGUAGUGUCGUUCCGCUUCACGGAUGAGUUCCAAAAGCGGUAUCCCGAUAUUCAACAGCGCUGGAUUCAAACCCUCCUGCGUGCGAAAGGAUGGAUUGUUCCCAACUACGAACUUGCUCCCAACCUGGAGAAUGUCCAAAUCCUUCGUGUUGUCGUUCGCGACAGCAUGACUGCUACGCUUGUUGAGGGUCUUGUCACUGACGUCGUUGAAAUCACCGAAAAUCUCAUGAAGAAGGAUAGUCCAGCGCAUGCUCUCAGCGCAUUGGAGUAUGCAUUUGGUAAGACGGAACAAAAGCAUGGAACCUUGGACGAGGGAGCUGGAAGCGAAUCAAAUGGCACCUACGCAAAGCCUUGCUAA